Molecule: messenger RNA, 1251 nt
Organism: Penaeus indicus
Lineage: Eukaryota; Metazoa; Arthropoda; Malacostraca; Decapoda; Penaeidae
Product: carbohydrate sulfotransferase 11-like
Exons: 6
Coding region: 1-1251 (416 amino acids)
Biological process (GO): carbohydrate biosynthetic process
Cellular component (GO): membrane
Molecular function (GO): sulfotransferase activity
Source: RefSeq, a predicted model, not a curated record
AUGGAGCGGGAACAUGCCGUGCGUCUGUUGGCGGUGUGCCUGGCGCUGCCCUCCCUCGUCUACUACAUCCUGAUGGGCAGCGACAACAGCACCGUCAGAUACCAUCCGCUUCCUACUGAGCAGUCGUCACCGUCACCUCCAGCGGUUGACUCUUGCGCCACGUGCGACCUGGAGUUCGAUAUUGACGUGGGUGGCGUUCGCGCAGACGACCCGGAUGAGCUGUGGUGGAGCGACUGGGAGAAAGUGCAGCGCAGCAGAAGGGAAGCGCUCGCCCACGGAUGCAAGCACCACAAGAACCUCCGCGGGAAAUCGUUUUUCAAGCUGGUCACCAACCGACGCUAUCUCUACAACCUCGUGAUCGACGACAGGCACAGGACUGUGUAUUGUUACGUGCCGAAGGUUGCAUGCACGAACUGGAAGCGCAUGAUGAUGAUUCUCUCCGGAAGAACGAACAAGACCGACCCGCUCGCCAUCCGCUCCUACGUCCCUCACGUCGAAGGGGUUCUGCCCAGACUCUCCUCCUCGCGAAUGACGAGCUCGCUGCUCCAUCACAAACUCCGAACGUACACCAAGUUCCUGUUCGUGCGGCACCCCGUGGAGCGCCUCGUCUCCGCCUACCGGAACAAGCUGGUCAUCAACUCCACGUCGGCGGCAGACUUCAAGCGCAGGUACGGCGUCAAGAUCCUGAAGAAGUUCCGCAAGGGCGACGCCGUGCAGAACAUCUCGAAGACGGGCCACGGCGUCACCUUCGCCGAGUUCGUGUCGUACCUGAUCGAGAAGCGCCACGACAGCCCGCAGAGCAUGAACGAGCACUGGGCGCCCUACGUGGAGCUGUGCCACCCGUGCUUCAUCAAGUACAACAUCAUCGGCAAGUACGAGACGCUGGAGGAGGACGCCGAGUACGUGUUGAGGAAGAUCGGGGCGCCGCCCAAGCUGCACUUCCCGCCGCUGGUCACGUCGAAGACAACCGCGCUCGUCGAGUCCCACAUGAACACGCUCACGCCCGCGCUCAGGAAGAAGCUCUACGACGCCUACCGGCUCGACUUUAAGCUCUUCGGGUACGACUAUGUGAGGGAGAAAGAUUAUGUGACUCAAGAAAAUGGCAGUUCAUAUCUUACUCAAAUGCCAAGUAAUUACGCCAAUUGGUCGUUAGAUCAGUUCCCUAAGCAGACGAUCCAUCCAGGAUCAUCUGUUAGAUUAGUUUCAGCUGCCUCAGAGCAACAGGCCCAGCUCCUUUAUGCGAAGGUUUAG